Molecule: messenger RNA, 1253 nt
Organism: Hippocampus comes (tiger tail seahorse)
Lineage: Eukaryota; Metazoa; Chordata; Actinopteri; Syngnathiformes; Syngnathidae
Gene: prmt1
Product: protein arginine methyltransferase 1
Exons: 10
Coding region: 92-1138 (348 amino acids)
Biological process (GO): chromatin remodeling; peptidyl-arginine methylation, to asymmetrical-dimethyl arginine
Cellular component (GO): nucleus
Molecular function (GO): histone methyltransferase activity; protein-arginine omega-N monomethyltransferase activity; protein-arginine omega-N asymmetric methyltransferase activity
Source: RefSeq, a predicted model, not a curated record
UAAACGAAGAAGAGUGUAGCCGCUUUCUUUGGUUGCGCAAGGUAAGACUGCGCUCUCUAUUCGGUUUCGCGCAGUCAGGCACAAGAUCGAAAUGGCGGCGCCAGCGGAGAGGAUGGAGAUUUCUCAGGGGGAAAACAUGGCAAAGCCUGCUGCUGAAGAUAUGACAUCAAAGGAUUAUUACUUUGACUCAUAUGCUCACUUUGGCAUCCAUGAGGAGAUGCUAAAGGAUGAAGUGCGGACUCUGACCUACCGCAACUCUAUGUUCCACAACAAGCAUCUGUUUAAGGACAAAGUGGUGCUGGAUGUCGGUAGUGGCACAGGCAUCCUCUGCAUGUUUGCUGCCAAGGCUGGAGCCAAGAAAGUUAUUGGGAUUGAAUGUAGCAGUAUCUCAGAUUAUGCUGUGAAAAUAGUGAAGGCCAACAAGAUGGAUGAUGUGGUAACUAUUAUCAAAGGGAAGGUGGAAGAGGUGGAUCUCCCUGUGGAUGGAGUAGAUAUCAUCAUAUCUGAGUGGAUGGGCUACUGCCUUUUCUACGAGUCCAUGCUCAAUACAGUCAUCUAUGCACGGGACAAAUGGCUGAAGCAAGAUGGACUCAUUUUCCCAGACAGGGCAACGCUUUACGUGACUGCCAUUGAAGACAGGCAGUACAAGGACUACAAAAUUCACUGGUGGGAGAAUGUAUACGGAUUUGAUAUGUCGUGCAUCAAGGAGGUGGCCAUCAAGGAACCCCUGGUCGAUGUCGUGGACCCCAAGCAGCUGGUCAGCAGCGCCUGCCUCAUCAAGGAGGUGGACAUCUACACGGUGAAGCCGGACGACUUGACCUUCACCUCCCCGUUCUGCCUGCAAGUCAAGCGCAACGACUACAUUCACGCGCUUGUUACCUACUUCAACAUCGAGUUCACCCGCUGUCACAAGAGGACCGGCUUUUCCACCAGCCCAGAGUCCCCCUACACCCACUGGAAGCAAACUGUCUUCUAUCUGGAUGAUUACCUGACCGUCAAGAUCGGAGAAGAGAUCUUGGGCACCAUCAGCAUGAAGCCAAAUGUCAAAAACAAUAGAGACCUGGACUUCACUGUGGAUCUCGCCUUCAAGGGCCAGCUGUGCGAAGUGUCCAAGACGUCGGAGUACAGGAUGCGCUAGCGGCCUCUUAUUACCGACCCCACACCCCCGUAUAGCUUGUCUUUAGAGGCUGACAUGUAAUGGUUUGACCACGAGUAUGGAAACCGUUAAAAUAGUCCCCCUGCAGCAACUUUUU